Messenger RNA from Phymastichus coffea, 1004 nucleotides. It is a transcript of the gene Cox11, whose product is annotated as cytochrome c oxidase assembly protein COX11, mitochondrial. The transcript is spliced from 5 exons. Gene Ontology annotation, molecular function: copper ion binding. Lineage: Eukaryota; Metazoa; Arthropoda; Insecta; Hymenoptera; Eulophidae. Gene Ontology annotation, cellular component: mitochondrial inner membrane. Bases 179 to 859 code for a protein of 226 amino acids. The record is from RefSeq and is a predicted model, not a curated record.
CGCUCCUCGUACAAUGUUACGUAUGUAGGUAUAUGUACCGCAAACGUUUGUGACCGAGUAAGAUUUAUAAUUAUUUCAACUCAAGUACAGUAAUUGUCAGUACUAAACUAUUAUUUUAAUCAUGAACCGAUUUUAAGGGCUUCAUAAGGUUAGGCAGAAAAUUGUUUUGAUUUGAAAAAUGUUUAUUAGAACUUUUUCGUUGACAAUUAACAGUCACAUCAGACGUAUAAGCACAAAUUUAAAUCACCAAAGGUUUAAUCAAGUUCCUCCACAAGAUCCAGCCCUCAAGGAAAAACUCAAAACUACAUUUAAUUAUGUGACCGCUAUUGGAAUUUUAGCUGUUGGAUUAACGUAUGCUGCUGUUCCUCUGUACAGAAUAUUUUGUCAGGCCUUUGGUUAUGGAGGUACAACAGGACAUGAUACAUCUAAAAUAUCUGAUAUGAAACCGAUUAAGCAUAGGGUUUUAAAAAUAAAAUUCAAUGCUGACACUGCUGCUCAAAUGGCUUGGAAUUUUCAGCCUCAACAAAAAGAAAUUAAAGUAGUUCCAGGUGAAACUGCCUUAGCAUUUUACACUGCAAAAAAUCCAACGGAUGUUCCCAUUAUUGGAAUUUCUACUUACAAUAUUGUACCUUUUGAAGCAGGACAGUAUUUUAAUAAAAUUCAAUGCUUUUGCUUUGAAGAACAAAGGCUAGAACCUAAUGAGCAGGUUGACAUGCCUGUAUUCUUUUUCGUUGAUCCUGAUUUUUCUGAAGAUCCUAAAAUGGAAAUGGUGAAUGAACUAGUCCUAUCUUAUACAUUCUUUGAGGCAAAAGAAGGUUCAAAACUGCCUAUACCAAGCUAUAUUAAAAAACUUCACUAAAAAUAAAUAAUAACGAUUGGAGUCAGCUUCGUUAUAGAAUUUGACUUGUUUUUGAAACCACUCAUUUGGUGUAAAUCUUGUACAAAGAGCUGUUUGAGAAGAGUAAGGUGGAUUUCUUGGUAAACCUGUCACCAGGUUUGGAAAU